AUGUCACCCAAAAAUAAAACAAAAUCAAGAGAAGAAUUAUUGGAACAGAAAAGAAUUGCUGAACGAUUGAGGUACGAAAGACUUAAAAAAGAUCCUAAAAAGAAAGAGGAAUUAAGAGAAAAAGAACGUCGCAAAUACCAAAUGGAGAAAGAAAAGGGCACAAGAAAAUUAGACAAAGAUAUGAAUCGUCGAGAACACAAUGCUCGAUUGGAAAAAACUAAUAUGAAAAAUAUCGUCGACACACCGAACACAAAACUACAAAAAAUGGGUGAUGUUCCAGAGACUCGCAAAGAAGUCGUUAAAAAGGCGAUUUUUAGUGAGAUAUUGAAUGAACAGUUAAAAGAAAACUAUGCCCAAUUAAAAACAUUUAAAGAAAAACAAAUAUUCGGAAAAGUCAUGUCAGGCACAAUAGUAAAUAAAUACAAGCUGUGGAGAAACAAAGAAAGUGCUAUUUCUUAUAAAAGAAUCCAGAAGUCUGCACGUCAGUCAACUUUGGUACCCACUGCACAGACUCGCCUUGGUUGCAUUACAUCUCAAUCUAUCAAGACAGUGCGAAAAUUUUACGAAACUGAUGACAACAGUAGGAUUGGUGCAGGAAAACGGGAAUGUAUAACCAGAAACGUAGUGAAAAACAAAAAAGAAGUUCCAAGUGUAGAAAAGUUUACUUGGAACUUUUCCGAGACUGGUCACGGCAAAGGCGCCCCUGAUUGGGUUGGAACUACCUGCAAACGAUCUGCCGAUGCCGUCAUUGCUGCAGGAGACGACAUUGAUAGUUUAAAAUCUUUUGUAGAAAUUAUACAACAAAGAUGUCCUAGAAUUAUUAUAUUUACCAUCGAUGACGAAGACAUUUAG
This is a messenger RNA of Psylliodes chrysocephalus, 852 nucleotides long. Lineage: Eukaryota; Metazoa; Arthropoda; Insecta; Coleoptera; Chrysomelidae. The record is from the annotation of a GenBank genome assembly.